UUUAACAAUUUUGGAGACAGAGUGAAGCACUGGAUGACAUUGAACGAGCCAUUGGCAGUAGUGCAACAAGGAUAUGUUGCAGGUGGAUUGGCUCCAGGAAGAUGUUCCAAAUUCACAAACCCUAAUUGCACCGGCGGAGAUGGAGCCACCGAGCCUUAUAUCGUGGGUCACAAUCUCAUCCUUGCUCACGGAGCCGCGGUAAAAGUCUACAGAGAAAAAUACAAGGGAUCUCAAAAAGGUCAAGUUGGUAUCGCUCUGAACGUGGGUUGGUACUUGCCCUAUACAGAAUCAGCCGAAGAUAGGUUAGCCGUGGCACGAGUCAUGGCCUUCACAAUUGACUACUUUCUGGAACCAAUUGUGACCGGUAAAUACCCAGUGGACAUGGUCAACAAUGUGAAAGGCGGUCGUUUGCCAACAUUCACUGCAGAACAAUCUAAGAUGCUUAAGGGCGCAUAUGACUUCAUUGGCAUUAAUUAUUACUCUUCCGCUUAUGCAAAGGAUGUCCCCUGCUCUACCGAAAAUGUUACACUCUUCUCUGAUCCUUGUGCCAACGUCACAGGUGAAAGAGAAGGAGUUCCCAUCGGUCCAAAGGCUGCAUCAAAUUGGAUUUUGGUAUAUCCAAAGGGAAUUCGUGAUCUUCUCCUCUAUGCAAAAUACAAGUUCAAAGAUCCAGUCAUGUACAUAACCGAAAAUGGCAGAGAUGAAUUUAAUACCGGUAAAAUAUUUCUUAACGACGGCGACAGAAUCGAUUUCUACGCUCGACAUCUUGAGAUGGUUCAAGACGCGAUCUCGAUUGGAGCUAAUGUGAAGGGAUUUUUUGCGUGGUCGUUGUUGGACAACUUCGAAUGGGUAAAUGGAUACACAGUUCGUUUCGGGCUGGUUUAUGUGGAUUUCAAAGAUGGAUGUAAGAGAUAUCCCAAAAAAUCUGCUGAUUGGUUCAAAAAGUUUUUGAAUCCAAAGAAAAACAGCUGACGGAAAUAAUAAAAUAAGUCGGUUAAACU
Messenger RNA from Raphanus sativus (radish), 1001 nucleotides. Its product is annotated as beta-glucosidase 15-like. Gene Ontology annotation, molecular function: beta-glucosidase activity. The record is from RefSeq and is a predicted model, not a curated record. Bases 34 to 972 code for a protein of 312 amino acids. NCBI's taxonomy places the organism in Eukaryota, Viridiplantae, Streptophyta, Magnoliopsida, Brassicales, Brassicaceae. Gene Ontology annotation, biological process: carbohydrate metabolic process. The transcript has 6 exons.